This is a messenger RNA of Heterobasidion irregulare TC 32-1, 843 nucleotides long. RefSeq lists its product as uncharacterized. The record is from RefSeq and is a predicted model, not a curated record. Gene Ontology annotation, molecular function: protein-lysine N-methyltransferase activity. NCBI's taxonomy places the organism in Eukaryota, Fungi, Basidiomycota, Agaricomycetes, Russulales, Bondarzewiaceae. The transcript has 7 exons. Bases 1 to 843 code for a protein of 280 amino acids. Gene Ontology annotation, biological process: peptidyl-lysine dimethylation.
AUGUCCAACAUCGAAGACGAGCCUGGCCUCUCUCUUGACUCGAUUUUCGAGCCUGAACGUCCUCCAUCUCCUGAUCCAACCUUCUCAACGUAUACUCGCAAGCGUGCGCUGAAUAAAUUUGAUUGGGAAACCAUCGAGAUCCGCUUGGUCGGAAGUCAUCCGCUCUGGGGACACUACUUGAAAGUUACACAUAUCCCCUCCUUCUCAUGGAACGCAUCCCGCUCCUUCGCGUCCUACCUUGAUGAGCAUCAGGAGCUAUACCACGAUCGUUGCGUUUUGGAGCUCGGUGCAGGUGGUGGACUUCCUGGAAUCGUGGCCGUGAAGAACGGCGCUCGCAAAGUCGUGUUGACAGAUUACCCCGACACCGCACUUAUUGACAACCUUGCUUACAACGUCGAGCGCAAUACAGAUUCGACAGCGCGCUCAAAGGCGGAUGUCCAGGGGUAUAUAUGGGGACAUGCAGUUGCACCGCUGCUGAGCCCCCUUCAGGACACGUCGAAAACGUCUGCCUCUCAGCAAAAGUUUGACUUGAUCAUCAUGUCCGAUCUCGUCUUCAAUCAUUCACAGCAUGAUGCCCUUCUGAAGACCUGUGCUCUUUGUCUUUCGUCAACCCCAUCUCCACCACCGGUUGAUAUGUCUCCUUGCCUCAUCGUGUUCUAUACACACCAUCGUCCCCAUCUUGCCGAGCGCGACCUCGACUUCUUCCGCAAGGCCCACGAUCAAGGGUGGACAUGCGAGGAAAUCAUCACGGAGCGAUUUCCUCCGAUGUUCCCUGAUGAUCCAGGAGACGAGGAGGUCAGAGCAACAGUGCAUGGAUGGAAGCUAACUCGACACGCGCCUUGA